Molecule: messenger RNA, 8166 nt
Organism: Cuscuta epithymum
Lineage: Eukaryota; Viridiplantae; Streptophyta; Magnoliopsida; Solanales; Convolvulaceae
Source: the annotation of a GenBank genome assembly
AUAACAAGGAAGAGGAGAAGCAGCAUUCCUCAUCGACCUAGGCCUGAGAUUCAGCUGUUUCUAGAAAGUUAUGACCCAGUAACACCAACUUCAAAUGAUGCUUUUAGGGUCUCCAGUGAGGAAACUGAUGUUAGUUCUGGAGGUAAGAUGAUCAGCCUUAACCAGUGUAUAUCAAGGGGCUCUCCUACUACUAUAGCUGAAAGUGACCAUCCAAAUAAGAAGAUUAAGGAUGAUCAGGGAUCUAGAGUGUCCUACAGCCACGGUGGAGUAGGAGAUGAUGCCCAUCACGAACUGAAUCCUACCAGACAAUUGGGAACAACUCAAAACAGUAUAGGAAGCGACAAUAAGCUCAAGAAGGUUGAGCUGAAGGUCGGUGGGGACGUGGGGUAACAUGUAGUAUUCAAGCCAAAGACAAUCCCUAUGGUACUUCUGGUGAUGGAUCUUCCUCGAAGGGUUCUCGACCUUCUGAUACCUCUCGUUCAGGACAAUUCAGGAGAGGGUUAUUCUCUUUCAGAUAAGAAAACCCAUUACCCAAUGAAAGAUAUGUCUAGGGGGUUUAUUGAUUCUAGCAGGGAGGGUAACAGGAAGACAUCAACCAAAAACACUGCUAAAGAGUCAGAUUCCGUGAGGAAGAGCAAACGGGUUCUAAAGAGGCGUGUUUUGGAUGGGGCAUUUGACGAAGAUGAAGAAGAAGAUGAUGAGAUCCGGUAUCUGGAAAAGCUGAAAAAAUCAAAAGUUUUUGGGGUUAGGGAUUUUGAAGAGGAACCUGCCAACAAACAUCGGAGUCUCUCUAGGGUUUCUAAAAGUGUUGAAGAGAUUGGAGGAUUGACCAAAGAUGGUAAGAAGAGAUCAUUUGAUAAAAGUUCUGAAGACACUGACUAUGAAGAGGAGAAAGAAGUGUUGUUGUCUGAUGGGGAGCGUGAAGCAAAAAGGAAACAAAAACAGAAAAAGGAUUCCCCACCUAACACGCAGACAGAAUCUAAGAGGGAAAUAGCUCUUACAACACGCCAACAUGCUCUUCUCUCAGGCAAGGAGCCAUCUGCUGGUGUGAGUAAGGUUGAGUUCCCUAAUGGGUUGCCUCCACCCCCAUCUCGAAAACAAAAAGAAAAACUCACUGAGGUGGAGCAGCAACUAAAGAAAACUGAAGCCGCACAUAGGCGUAGAAUGCAAAAUGAGAAGGCAGCUCGAUAAUCAGAGGCUGAGGCAAUUAGAAAAAUACUUGGUCAAGACUCAAAUAGAAAGAAGAAAGAGGACUAAGUGAAGAAGCAUCAAGAAGAGUUGGCCCAGGAGAAGGCUGCUAAACAUCAGAAACCGUCAUAAUCAUCAUGAGCCCUAUAGUGAAAGUAGUGACAUUUCCAAUGGAGAUGGGUUUACCCCUUAUAUUCGGAUCCAAACCCCACAGUUAUCCACCUCCUCGUGAAAAGUGUGCUGGUCUUUCAUGUUUGAACCCAUACAAGUACCGUGACUCCAAGUCGAAGCUCCCUCUGUGCAGUCUCAAUUGAUACAAGGCCAUUCAUUCUCAGAUGGAUGUCGAAAAGGUGUGCUGACAAUGUGAGGGCUCGCAGUGCAGAAGAGCUAGGAAUAAAUUAGCCACAAUGGAACUUAUUGCAUUUCCAAGCAGUAUAUGCUUGGAAAUAUAAUGUAAUGCCAUGGUUUAGCCCCUCUCCUCCCGUAUCGUUGCUCGUAUUCUUGUGACUGUUUUUCAUGGAGAUGUGGUAGUCUUGAGCUAUGUUAUCUGUUAUGGUGGAUAUCUGUUUCAUUUUGGCCAAUGCCGGUAUUCAAGGAAAAGAUCGUUUUUUAUUGAAUUUAAAGAAACUUGUCGAUGAUUCGAUACUUUUGAAAAAAACACCUGUUAGUUUAUAAGAAAAAGAUAGAAAAUGGCAAAGUAGGAUUAAAAUAUGCUGAAAAUGAAAAUAUAAGAUCAUGAAUUAUCCGAUGAUACCAUAGUAUGGUAAUCAAGUGAUAAUGUCAUUAAGUCAUAUUUUCAUGAUCUAAUGUCUUCUUGAAUUAAAAUUAAAGUCAUCUCGAAGGUCAUUUUAUUGGCAUAUUAACUUGCAAGAAAAUACUGCUAAAAAUGUCAUUUUAGUAAUAAAUAUAUCAUCUUGAUUGUCAAUGUAUAGAAAAAUGUCAUCUUGAGUGUAUCAUGUAGAUUAAAUCAAAUAUGGAAUUGAAAAUUGACAUCUUAAGUCUCAACUAGUAAUAAAAAUGUCAUCUCUAUUAUAUAUAACAUGUCAUUUUAAUUGUAACAUGUGAAUAAUAUAAAAAGUUCUCUAUAAGGUUUGACGGAAGGUGCAACAGUGCAACCUGUCUGUGAUAGGGUUUAUGGUGCCGUAGUCUUUUCGUCGGCGUGACUAGGGGUGUAAACGAAUUGAAUUGAACCGAAUACUUGAUAAUAUUAUUCGUAUGAUUAUUGAAUAUUCGUAUUCGUUUAAAAUUCAAAUCUUAUUUUAUACUAGUCGUCCUACGCGCGUUGCGCGAUAGGAAGAUGCCCAAUAAUAAUACUUUGUAUGACUUAAAAGCGGUAUCAUGGAUUCAUGGUUUUAUGUAAUGCUCCUCCCAUUCCUUUUUAUUUAGUAAAAUUUGAUAAUUAAGGGGUAUCAUAAAUUUAUAAACAUCUAAUUGUUUUUUUUGUAUGGAAGAAAUCUAAUUGUUUUUUAUAAUUCUAUUGUUCAUGAAUGUCACAACCUAAACUAUCAUACAUACUGAUAGUAAGAGAUACCAAAAAACACCAAUCAUUGCCUUGUUGAUCAUUUAUGCAUGUCUAAAUGAGAAGCCCACCAAUCGAUGUAUAGAUUUAAGUUCUCCAUAUGAUAAUUUUAUGCAUUAAUUGUAUCCCACCCCUUUUCUCAAAUUUUGCAAAAUUUGAUAAGUUUAACUUCUUUGAAAAGUCAAACACUGGCUUAGAAUGUUUUUAGGUUUGAAAUUUUGAGGUUUGAAACUUGGACUGAAAUUUUUAGGUUUGCUCUGGUGUGGUCUGUUUAAGUCUGAUUCUGUCUGAACUGGUCGGGUUUGGCAGCCCGGUCUGAUAGAUAUAUAGUGUGUGUGUGUGUGUAUUUUAUACUACCUUCAUCCCGACAAGAUUGUCUCAUCUUUCUUUUCCAAGUCAUCCCACUAAGAUCGUCUAAUAUCUAAUUUAGUAGAAUUUGUAUGGAUUUACUUUAUAAAUUCAAUGUCAACCACAUAAAUUCAUUUUUCCUAAUAACUACUGCAUCAACUCCUCAUAUAUAUCUCAAUGUUAGUGGAAGUGUGGAGCGGAGAUAGUAACUGUCAAAGUCUAUUCUGUUUGACUGUUUAAGUUUGAAUUGGUCUGGUGUGAGUAAUAGUUUGGUACUAUUGGAAAAUUUAUCAAAAAGCACCUAAAAAGUUCACGUAUUCAAUCUACUUUUUUCAUUUUUUAUUAUAGAAUAUAUGAAACGGUAGUGGUUCUUCACCUGGACCAAUCCUAAAACAACCCCAUAAUUGUAUCGAAUUGAAAUGUUCAAAGUGUCCCCAAAAAACCAAUUCAUCAUACGAUAGUAUAUUAUUAUGAUCCGCGUUUCAUUCCCUCUUUCUCUUAUAAAUUUGUCAUAUUUCCUGAUUAGUCACACUUUUAGAAAUAAAAAAAGAUCCGCGUUGUAUAUUAUCUGCUCCACUUGCCCCCUAUUUUUGUCCCGUUUACCUUUUUCGUCCGUCCUGCUAACUUUGUCUCAUAUCAUAUUUGGUAAAAUCUGAAUAACUACCAUUCAUUUUUUUACACUUUAUCAAUUUAAUAAUAUCCACACAUUUUCACUUUUCCUUAUAAUCGCACCACUCCCUUUUGUCCCAAUGUUAUGGGACUGAGGUAGUAUGUUUUAGUAAUAUUAAUAUUGUAUAUGAUUGGCUUUCUUGUCGGGCGAGCCUAACAAGAAUCAUCGUGAGGCUGCCUCCAUUUUUUUUUGAGUUAAAUAAAUUAUUGAAAAUCGCUAGAUCAAAAUUUAUACAAAAAGCACAAUUUUUUUCGAGAAUAUUUUUAACCGAAUGAAAUUUAAUGAUAUAUUAUACACUUCAUACAGAACAUGCUCAGAAAUUACAUAAGGAAAAUUCACUGGUAGCCACCUCAAAUGAAGGUUGCCGCAUAGUGGUUAUUAUUAGGACGGCCCAACAGAAAGAUUAUCUAUUAAUAUCAAAACAUCAUAAAUAUAACUACUUCUAUUUGUACACCUUUUCUACUAAGUAUUUGGAGCAAUUUUUUAGGAUUAAAAUCCCAAAUCAAUCACAAAAUGUAGGAAUAAACUGAUAACAUACUACGUAUUAUUUUAAAAGGGGAGUUGGAGCAAUUGAGAAAUAACAACUUUCAAAUUAAACGUAUAUUGUUUGCCAAAAACAAUAAACGUAUAUCUAUAUGAUAAUUUUUAUAUCAAAUUUUAUGUGAUGGAUGAUAAAUAAUAAUGAGUAUGGAGUAGAAGAGUUAUUUUUUGAUAAAUUAAAGACGGGGAUUGGAGUAUUGGACCAAUGAGAUUGGAGUAUAUAGAUAGACCACUCUUCCAAUUUCAUUAAUGUUCCUAGACAAAAACCUUAAGAUGAAUACCGGAGAUCAAACGGAAAGACUAAUAACCAAAGGUUUUGAUUUUUACGGACAACAUACAUAGCAUAGAGUACAAUUAAGUAUUGCUUUAUGGUACACCAACACAUUUUACAUUCCUAAAUAGCCCUACCCUCAUACACCUUUAUAAGUUUGCAGAGAUUCGUAUUCGAUUCGUUCGAUAUAUUCGAAUAUACUCGAAUCCUUUUCGAAUCGAAUUCGAAAAACAUUAAAGUUAAAUUGUGAAAAUAAUUAAAAUUAUUAUGUAUAGUUUGCUCCUUUUAACUCAUUUUCAUAUUACAUACUAUCUUCGUCCCUCUAAGUUUGGGACAAGACAAGGUGACACGGUUAUUAAUAAAAGUGGGUUUAGAGCAUCUCCAAUGCUAUAAUGUCCACGGUGCACAUGUGGCAUGAGUGAUAGCCACAUAAAUAUUAGCAAAUAAAUUAUUUCUCUCCUUAUUUGAAUGAUUUUAUACAAUUUUGGUAAGUUUUCCCGGCAAUGUCAACAACAAUGUCAAUAUCUAGACGGUCUCUUUGACAGUGUGGAGAAAAACUUACCAAAACUGUAUAAAAUCAUUCAAAUAAGGAGAAAGAAUUUAUUUACUAAUAUUUAUGUGACUAUUUUUCAUGUCACGUGUGCACCGUGCAUAUUUUAACAUUGGAGAUGCUCUUAUGUGGUUGAUAUUGAAUUGAUAAAGUAAGAAUAAAGUAGGAAUGAUUUGAAACCACACAAACUUUAUCGAAUAAGGUAUGAGACAAUCUUAGUGGGACGGACCGAAAAGGUAAAAUGGGACAAUCAUAGCGGGACGGAGGGAGUAUUUCAUACGAAACAAAAUAUAUUUACACAAGUCACUUCAAAUUUAAUAUCAAUAUAAAGAAAUCAACAGAGAAUUUUAAUUGUAAAUUAAGCUAUUUUUACCAGGUAAAGUAAGAAUGUUUAAAUUAAAAUAUGAAAAAUAUUUACAUGAAUAUUAUGUUAUUAAUAUUUUUACAUUGAAUUAUAUUUAUUUAUAAGAAGUAGUAUAUAUUGUAUGAAUAUAUAAUAUAGGAAAAAGAUCAUGUCCAUCCGGAUGGACAAGAGCCUCCGUCCGGCCGAAGCCAUCAGAGGUCCUUCCUGGUGAAAUUUUUUGAUGACAUUUUUUGAGCAUGUUCUUCAUGAACUAUAGUUUAUCCAUACCAAAUUUCAGUUAAAAAUUCAACCGAAAAGGCACUCAAAUGAUUUUUGGAAGAUGACUGUGUUUUAUAUGUAUAUAAAGUGCGCAGUUAAAUUCCAAAAAUCAUUUGACUGCCUUCUCGAUUGAAGUUUUAGCUGAAAUUUGGUAUGGAUAAACUAGACUUGAUUAAGAACAUGCUCAAAAAUUUUCAUGGAAACAUUCCACCGAGAAGGGCCCCAAAUAGUAAAGUUCGGACAGAGCCUCUCGUCCCUCCGGAUGGACCUGAGCAUUGCUCUCUCUCUCUCUAACUAUAUAUAUAUAUAUAUAUAUAUAUAUAUAUAUAUAUAUAAUUCGAAUAUAUUUGAAUAUUAUUCGAAUCGAAUAUCAUAGUAUUUGUAUUCGUAUUCAUAAAGUAUUCGAAUAAAAAAAUAGAUUUGUAUUCGUAUUCGUAUUCUACUUACACGAAUUCGAAUCGGCAUUUUCGAAAUCGAAUCACGAAUCGAAUCCAAAUUAUUCGAUUCGUUUACAACACUAGGCGUGACUAGGUUUUGGUAGGUUGCUUUCUUCUCGCGAUUGCAACAAAAGGGAAGAAUGGAGGAGGAUGAUGCAUGGUUAAUGUGGAGUUCGACUGGUGGACUGGUUCCCUUUGCAAGAGGACACGCGGUUGCAAACAGGAAGGUGGGCUUUGGCGGUUGCGGUUGAGGGGCCAAGUGGACCAGGGAGUAGUUGUGAGGCACAAAGCUGGCGGUUGCAAACAGGAAGGUAGGCAAAAUAGAUGAUCCUGAAUCACGGUCAUGCAGUCAACGUGUUUCUUGGACAGUUUUGAAAAAGAAGAUUUAAGUUUGUUUUAUUCUUAUUUCAAGUUUUAUCUUUCUUUCGCUAGACAAUUUAUUUGAUUCUCAGAUUGUUUGUGUUUGUGGUAGUUUUCAGAUGUUUAAUUUAGUUAUGAUCAAAGGUAAUUGCCUCAAAACUACGAUAUGUUCAACGAAAAGCUUCGCUCAGUUUUGGCCAAACUUUUCUAUGUCUGAAUAGGGAUGAAGGCAAUUCUUUGAUUCUUAUUAGUCUAUUGAAGUGGUGAAGAGUGCGGUGACCUUAAAGGUCUAUAAGAACGUUGUGUUGUCUAUUUGAUGAUCAACAAUUCAUGUUGUUUUUUCGGAGGAAGCCGUCUCAAAAUCUGAUCGUAGGACGUCUCUUGAAUUAAAUACAUUUUUUUGAAGGAUAGGUUAUGGUUUUGGAGCUAUUGGUUCAUUGUAACUGUUGUUCAUUUGAUGUUUUAAUAUUAGUCUAAUUUUCUUAUAAAAUAAAACUGUAAAGCGUGAAUAAUUUGAACACGGGUAUGUAGAUAUUGCACAAAUGUGAUAUAUUUUGAACAGUAGCAUACCAUUAUUAAGACGAGAAUAGAAUACAGACCAUCAUAUGAUAACAUCUAUAGUUAUAUAUAGUCACACAAUUUUAAAAAGCUGACAUGUCACUCCCUUAUUGGCUAAAAACUACUCUAUUAAAACAUGUUUUCUUAUUGCAAUUAUUUAUGUAGGACACUACAUAAUAUAUUUUAUCUUGAGUGUAUCAUGUGAAUUAAAUUAAAUAUGGAAAUUCAAAAGUGACAUCUGAAGUCUCAACUAGAAAUAAAAAUGUCAUUUCUAUUAUAUAUAUAACAUGUCAUUUUAACCGUAACACGUGAAGAAUAUAAAAAGUUCUCUAUAGGGUUUGAGGGAAGGCGCAACCUUUCUGCGAUAGGGUUUUUGGUGCCGCAAUCUUUUCGUCGGGGUGACUAGGUUUUGGUCGGCUGUUUUCUUCUUGCAAUUGCAACAAAAGGGAAGAAUGGAGGAGGAGGACGCAGGGUUAAUGUGGAGUUCGACUGGUGGACUGGUUUCCUCUGCAAGAGGACACGCGACUGCAAACAAGAAGGUGGGCUUUGGCGGUGUCGUUGAUGUUGAGGGGCCAAGUGGAUCAAGGAGCAGUUGUGAGUCAAUUACUUAUUAAAGCUCAUAAUCUGUGGAGAUGGUCAUCAGGUGAACCUCCUAGGCAAGGAGAUGGUCAAUGUGGUAACAUGAGGCUGCUCUUGAGGUAGCAACAACGGUCACAGAUCCUCUUGGCAAGAUCUGAUGUGGCUGGAUGGGGUGCCUUUAUGAAGACUCUACGAUUACCGUUACGGCCCUGAUUAGGCACCCUUAUGGGCUCGCAAACCUGACCACCACUUGAAGAGAUACGGUUCUUCAUUACCACCACCCCAACAAGUUCGUGCAAAGAAGCACCACCAAACGCUUCAGUAAUCAUUCACUAAAAAACCACGGAGUAUAUAUUUAGCCGGAAUUGUCUGAGCCAGGAUGUCUGUCUCCCUUUCAUUUGUAUUUUGAUGUAAACAGAAGUACAAUAUUAGUACGAUAUUGUACCUAAAUCCGAUUAAAGUACGUACUAGUCAUUCACCCGUGGGUUGCACGGGAUAACAAACUAAUCAAAAUGUGAUUGAAU